CUCUCGGGAGGCUGGACUAGCGACAAGUUGUGGUGAACCAGGGUAAAAUUGGUGUGCCUCGUUCUUUUCUCUUUACUUCUCGCUUAUUCAUUUUUAUUCCUGCGAUUUCUUGAUCAAACUCUAUUCACCCCCCUCUAGAGUUGGUCUAUUAUUCUAACAAUUGGUAUCGAAGCCUAACUCGCGUCCAAACUUAACCGUUUGAGAGUAAAGCGAUCAUGGGCUCUUCUUCUAGAAAUCUCUAUGCAGGAAUUGGAGAAGGUCAAUCAACCUCUAGGCCACCACUCUUUGAUGGCACCAACUACUCUUAUUGGAAGGAACGGAUGAGAAUCUAUAUUUGUUCCACCAACUUCCAAUUGUGGUUGGUGAUCAAAAAUGGCGAAGAAAUCCCUAUGAAGAAAGUGGGAGAAACCACGGUCCCAAAGACCGAAAACGAAUUUGGUGCCGAGGACAUCAAGAAGAUCGAAAACUAUGCAAAGGCCAUCAAUAUGCUAUAUUGCGCGGUCAACCCCGAUGACUACCGAAAGAUCUCCUGUUGCACAACCGCCAAGGAGAUGUGGUACAAGCUUGAAGUGACGUACGAAGGUACCGAUCAAGUUCGCGAAGCCAAGAUCGACUUCCUCACCCAAGAGUACGAAAUGUUCCGGAUGAAAGAAGGUGAGAAAAUUGAUGACAUGUUCGACCGGUUCUCAAAGAUCAUCAACGAUCUUCAUGCCCUAAAAAAGACCUACACCAACAAGGAUCUUGUGAGGAAAAUCCUGCGGAGUCUCACACCUGAAUGGAGGUCAAAAGCCGAUGCAAUCUACGAAUCCAUCGGAGUCUCCAACGUCACCAUCGACGGGCUAAGAGAUAAUGCUCGCUUGGCGAGAAAGGCUAUUUGUGAUGAUCUUGCAGAUUCAUUAGAGAGAGUACACCUUGAAGACGAUGAAGAAGACACACCAUUAUACACCAACCCGCAACCACAACCUGAGGAAACACCUCAAGUGAUGGUCGAAAGUGAAGACCAAGCAGACGAAGAAGAACAAGAGGAAGCCCAGGAACAAGAGGAAACCGAGCUUCCCAUCGCUUGGAGAACACACAGGAACCAUCCACUUGACCAGGUAAUCGGCAGCAUCAACCGCGGG
Molecule: messenger RNA, 1121 nt
Organism: Cuscuta campestris
Lineage: Eukaryota; Viridiplantae; Streptophyta; Magnoliopsida; Solanales; Convolvulaceae
Source: the annotation of a GenBank genome assembly